UAAAUAUGGCAUUAUAAUACUGUGUGUUGGAUAACUGAGCGCUGCAAACGACCUACCACGUUCGCAGCCAUGGCGGGACAUAGAAGAUGCUUCUUGCUGCAGUGUUUGAUUUUGACGGCUUUUGAAGGCAUUUGGUUUACAUGCUCGAUGGUUACACCAGGGAUAUUAGAAAAACUGUAGUAUUAUCUAGUAUCUACUGUGCUAACCGAAGUUUAAUGAGUGAUAUACUUGCUAUUUUGGCCAGGUGGGCCAUGUCUCGGGUCGACAGCGCGCGUGUUUGAGUUGGAAUUUGGACCAGUGAAGGUGUUCUGGUGGUUUGCGCACCAGAUAUAACGUGGCACCGUAAGAUAUCGUAACUCCUUUUAACCACGAUGUUUUCUUCGAUUUAAACGAGUAAUAUUUCUGCUGGCAUUUGGGUAGGUAGGCUAUCCGAAAUCGAAGGACAUGAAAACACCUGAUUCACAUGGGGAUAUUUUUAUACCGGUUGGUGGAUGAGGACAUCGCCCUUCUGUGCAGAAGAGAGAAGCUCAAGUUCGGCACCUGCCUCAUUAACUGGCUGAAAUGUUACUAUAAGAAGGACUGUGGAAGGGAGUACAUGUUGAUGAAACUAAUCUGCUCAGUGAGCUCGAACCAGAGCAGUGUCCAUGAGUACCCAGACUGCCGUGAUGGGGGCAGCGAGGCCAGCCUGCUGGUGUCUCCGCUGGUGGUGGCUGGCAUCGUCAUCGGCCUGGUGCUCUUCCUGUCCUGCGUUACCAUCAUCGUGGGCAGCCUGCGCAAAGACAGCCGUCUGCGCAACCCCCACCUGCGGGCCAGCUAUGCUCCGGAUGGCUUUUCGUACGGCGGCUCCAUCGGGGAGCUGAGGUCGACGUGUGUCGGGGAGUACCCUCCAGCGUUUGACUUUGACUCCUACGUGGAGACUCUAUCACAAGUCAAUGUGAUGUAUCCAGACUCCCCGCCUCACUAUGAUGAAUGUGUGGGACCAGGUGCGACACAGAUAUACGUCCCCACAGAUGACCCCCCUCCGUACUCCCUCACGGACCCCUGUCAGCGGGGCCACCAGCAGGCCACCUACACCAGCCUGGAGAUGGAGGAGCCGUCCACUGGAGCUGGGGCCUCUUGGGUGUCCGCCAGCAGCGCCGCCGCCUCCCACUACCCAAUCGGACUGCACGAGCUCCGGCAGCAGCCAAUAUCCUCCAUCUCCCAGUCAGCGUUCCCCCUGGAGGAGGCGCCCCCGUACGAGGUGGUGGUGAGCAGGCAGAACCAGCCCAUCCCUCUGAUGCCCAUGGACCUGCUCAAACAUCCCUCGGAGGACAGCCAUAGUCCCCAGAGAGCCCGGGCUGUCGCACACAGAAUCCUGUAGAGCUGACUGGGCUAGUCCACUCCAAUGCUCUUCGUGUGGACCGCCACACCCCCCACCCCAGUCUAAGUAGGACAGCCUGAAAUCUCUCUUCUGCUUCUUCCAGUGUCCCUUUGUGCAUGACAGGCAGUAUCAAAAGAGAUGGACUUUCUGGACUGAAGCGGAAACUUUGGGCUGAACCUGAACUGCACCUUCCUUUCCUUCCCCCUACCUCUUGGACAAGCUGCGUCCCCCAACUCCCAAGAUGUUACCCGCACCACUCCUCACUCUCUCUCCCUUUACUACUGGGGCACUGCCAUGAAAUCACAGGGCUACUACUGGUUACCUGGGGCUGGGAGUCUGGUCUUUCUGUCCAAAGGGAAUUCACUUCAUACUGUACAAUGGUCUCAGUUUAGGAGGCAUUCACACAUUUAGGAAGCAUUAUCAAAGUCUGUGCACACAAAAAAACACUAGAGGUAACCUGAAGUGGUUUCACAUAGAUAUUCUGUAUGUACUGUUGGUUCUUGUUGUGUUGAAAUGGAAUCGCUCUUGAUAAAAAACACUAAUUUCACAUUCCAUCACAUAUCCAUAUGGUUUUAUUAAUAUUUUCUACCUGCAAAUAAUAUUUGAUUUAUAUUUAGUUGACUUUAGGACUCUGACAGUCUGUAAAAUGUCCAGUAAUUUCAAGUGAUAAAUAUACCCCAGUGUUAUACACUCUUAUUAAAAAAGGUUCUAUCUAGAACCUAAAAGGGUUCAUCGGCUAUCCCCGUAAGAGAACCCUUUUUGGUUCCAGAUAGAACACGUUUGGUUCCACAUAGAACCUUUUCCACAGAAGGUUCUACAUGGAACCUGAAAGUGUUCUACCUAGAACCAAAUAUGGUUAUCCUAUGGGUACAGUCGAUUAAUCCUUUUAGAACAUUUUUUUUCUAAGAGUAGGUAUUAUUUUUUUUCACUAUUAUUUGAAAGAAAUUAUUUUUGUGGUAUAUGGUUUUAUAUGGUUUCUGGAUAUAAACACGUUCAUAUGAGCUGGAAAUACUGUCUAUUCUCUAUAAUUAGGUUUCCCCUCUGGGGGCUGAGGCCUAUUUAGAUCCAAACUGUUCUGUUUCAGUCUCUAAACGUGUACCGCCACACAUUCCUCUUCUCUUUCUCUCGCUACUCCUCUUUUUGUGGAGAGCUUUUUUAGGUGUUCACGAGCGAGAUUACUAUGCGCUUGACCCAUUCGCCAGCUAACAUCAAAGUACAAUAUACCUUGUAGCAGAGAUACAAUGGUAUUUGACAAUUGGUGGGAAGGAUAAAUAAUAUGAGCACACAGUUUACUGUGAUUAGGGGUUUACUAUACUUUAGUACUGUCAUCUUUGAUAUUAUGAUAAAAUAAACAAUUCAUUUUUACAAGUUAUUAUUCAGUCUAGACACAUUGUAUUUUUCGAUAUGCUGGAAUAUUUUUAAUGGUUCCAAAUUAUUAUUCAGUGUUUUGUUUUUGGUUGUGAGUAUUCAUUGUACAGAUAAACUGUCUCCAGUUGAACUGUUCUUACAUGUCUGUCAUCUAUGUAUAAAUGGUAUAAAAAUGACUGUGCCUGCCAAGCACUAAGUCUAAGACUGUUAGACUGCUUAACAUUGUAGCCAUAGUAACUUGAAACACUGAUUAACAAAUCAAGAGCUUUCCUUUUCCAAAUGGCUUGUUCUUUUUCAAGGCUUGUGUUACUUUGUUAAGUUAUUCAGAUAAGGCUAUGUUCAUCAUAUUUUGUUUAUAAAACCGUAUUUGUGGAGUCAAUGACCCCCUGUCACCUUUGCGUUUGGCCCAGAACUUGUUAUCUCUGUUCCAGCCCCCCUCUCUUUCUCAUUGUCUCCCUCAUUUAUCUUACCAAAUCCCUUAUUGUGAAGUGAAAUCCUCACUGAUGAACCCUUAAAGAAUAUUUUAUAAAUGAAUUAGUCGCAUGAUUACAUUGCUGGCAUUGUGGAUAAAAGUUAUAAAGAGAUGAGUAUUUAUUUAGAAUAGCUUUAUCAAUAAUCUGUAUAACUGUGGAAGGACUACUAUUAAAAUAGUUGUUGUGAGAUUCACCAGAAUGUAGAUGUACGACAACACAGAUGCUUCGCACUAGACAGAAACGUCUAAAGAUUAAAGAUCAACAGGUUCUUUUUAUUGCGUUACAUUCUUGUGCCAAUCAUCGUCGAAUGGAUUUGACUUUGAAGAGAGUCUGUUAAAUGGCUUUUAAAAACCAAAUGCCGUUCUCAUCACUUGUUAAUACAUAUUCUAUUUGUGGUCAGAAUGGUCAUGUCAAGCCCUAUAAACAAAGCCACGUUUGGGCUGAAAAUGAUGUGUUAAUAAUUUGACAAUGAGCAUUAUUGCUUAUUGUUAUGUAGCUGCGGCAAAUCUAGCGAUGCUAUACAAUAAUAAUGAUGUUCUUGUGUUUCAUAAACUGAAAUCUUAAAAGUGCAAUGCAGUGAAUAUAGUACAACGUAUUAGAUUGUGUGCAUCGUGACACACUCAGAGUCAUCCAGAAAUGCAACUUUACCUGCCUUUACAAGUCAGUUCGAAAUGCACUGUAACUGUGUUGGAAGACCUAGUCCAACACCUGUUGAGGUAAAACUGCAAUGCGGUUCACUCUGGUCUUACAUGCUGUUUUGUCUUUGUUGUUUACUUCCUUUUGGUAACACAAUAAGUCCAUGUUCAACAUAAAUGUGAAAUAAUGUGUAACGCUGUACACGUACACUUCCAAUGUAUAGUUUCCCCUAUAAGUCCCACUGUUGUGCACAACUGUCCUGUGUGACAAAAGAUUCUUGUUUCCUAUAAUCACAGUCAUCGACGUAUAUCCAUGUUUUGUAUUAGAGCUUUUAUUCAUUUCUUAUAUUGGGGAAAUUAAAUACAUUUGACCUCUA
Messenger RNA from Oncorhynchus nerka (sockeye salmon), 4213 nucleotides. RefSeq names its product protein BEAN1-like. Lineage: Eukaryota; Metazoa; Chordata; Actinopteri; Salmoniformes; Salmonidae. The coding region runs from base 464 to 1360 and encodes 298 amino acids. The record is from RefSeq and is a predicted model, not a curated record. The transcript is spliced from 5 exons.